Molecule: messenger RNA, 1436 nt
Organism: Meloidogyne enterolobii
Lineage: Eukaryota; Metazoa; Nematoda; Chromadorea; Rhabditida; Meloidogynidae
Source: the annotation of a GenBank genome assembly
CCUGGGUGGAACGAAUUGGGGAGCAGAAGCCAUCCUCUUGCGACUAACUGAUCGCGUCGAAAUGUCUGUUCCUAUUUUUGGCAUUGUGUUUUUAAGCAUUAAUUUUAAAUUAAAAAUUUUUUAUUGGCUUGGUUUUUCUCUACAUUUUUACUUUAACUUACUUAGAUUUUUUCAGAUAUUUAUCAAAAAUUAAAAUGGGAGAUGUGCGUAUGAUACUUGAAUUUUUUCACAGCCAUGUUCCUCAACUUCAGCUUACACGUGAAUCACUUGAUAAUCCUCAGACCGAUCAAUUAAUACAAGCUUAUAACUAUUUAUGUGGACUUGUACUUGAAAAUAUGAAUUGUGAAAUGGCAGACAAUAAUGUUGACCAAGUAUUAGCUCGACCAAAUUUAGUAAUUAAAACUAGAGAAUCUGUAAAUUUGGUUUUCGAAAGUAUUUUCAAUGGGAAUGAUGAAUUUUGCUAUACAGAUUUACUCCAACCUGAUCCACGCAGAACCAGGCAUUUUCUGGUCACUUUAAUUCGUUUCUACUGUUUUAAAUGUGAAAUGUCAACAGAAGUUGUGAAUAUUGAAAAUGAACUUGAAGCUCAAUGUCGUACUUACAAGCUUGAAAAGGAUUUUGCUUCGAAAACAGAAGCGGAUAUAAAUAAUGAAAAGAAACGAUUGAAUGCUCUUGAAGAAGAAAAACAUUUAAUAGAAAGCCAGGAUCUGAAAACUCAACAAGAAUUGAUGACAAAAAGGGCAUUAAUUGCUACAGAAAAAAAGAAGUGUGAAGAAGUUCAAAAGCGUUUAAAGGAGUUGGAAGCCGAAAUUGAAACGUACAAAGGAAAAGGUUUUCAAAUAGAAGAUACGCUUAAAAGAUUGGAUUUGAACAUUGUUACUUCACCAGAACUUCUUAUUGAAGAAUUGAAAAAAUUGGAAAAAAAUCGAUUAGAUGUGGAAAAGAAGUUGGAGGAUACCCAAAAAACUAAGCGAAAAACUGAAUAUGAAGUGGCUGAAAUACUCGCAAUGGGGCAACGAAUUGAUGCUCUUGGAGAGGAUUUGGAAAAGUUGGAAGAAUUUAAACGAAAAAUGCCUGAAAUGAGAGGAAAUGAAGAUAAAAUAAUUCAAGAAGUUAAUAAUCUCGAGAAAGAAAAGAAUGAGAUGCGUAAUAAAUUGGAGCAUAUCAAUAAAGGAGCUGUUGAAGAACGCACAAACAUUAAAGAAAAAAUUCUGGCUACACGGAUCGAAGUGGAAGCAAUUAAUCAAAAAAUUAAAAAUUUGCAAAGUGAUGAAAAGGAGCUUUCCAAUCGUCUUUUUAAAAUAAAGGAAAAUAUUCGUGAAAAUAUGUCAAAAAAUGAGGAAAUGGAUCGAAAAUUUGUUUUGACAACGGAACGUUUUGAUGAAAUAAUUAGAAGUCGAUUAAAUGAUCUUAAAAUGUUGAAAAAGAAGGUUUGA